CAAUAAGUAAGCGUCAUGAGCGAAGUGAGUGUCCGGGUGGCGGUCCGUAUCCGGCCCUUGCUCCGCAGAGAAGUGCUCCACAACCACCAGGUGUGUGUGCAGGUUGUGCCGAACACCACGCAGGUGAUGCUUGGCACGCUUGAUUCAAACCGAAUCUUCAGCUUUGACCACGCGUUUGGACCGACAGCUAGCCAGGAUGAGGUUUAUGUGUCCUGCGUCCAGCCACUGGUGGAGGCUUUGCUCGACGGCUACAAUGCAACGGUGUUAUGUUACGGCCAAACUGGCUCAGGCAAGACGUACACACUGGAAGGAGGAAACCUCGGUGAGUCUGCUACUGAUGAUGAGACCGGAGGAAUUAUCUGUCGUGCAGCCCAGGAUGUGUUCUUGUUGCUAAAGGAGAAGAGGAUCACAGAUGAUGGUCUGGAGUCAUCCAUAAGAAUUUCUUAUCUGGAGCUUUACAAAGAAGAGCUACGAGACCUGUUAGAGCUCCAUACCACUAAGAAAGAACUUUUUAUUAGAGAAGAUGACAGAGGAAACACAGUGGUGGUAGGAGCCCAAGAGAUGGCUGUCACCUCAGCCGAGGAGCUACUUCACAUCAUAGAAUCAGGCAAUGCCUUGCGCCACACAAGUGCCACGGAGAUGAAUGAACACUCCAGUCGUUCUCAUCUCAUCCUUACCAUUCAGCUCAUCCAGUGUUGCCUUGACAAAAGCACCUCUUUAAUCACAAACUGUUCUGCCAAACUCUGUUUGGUUGACCUUGCAGGUUCAGAACGCGCUGGGAAAAUGGCCGCUACUGGAACACAGCUAAAAGAGGCAGUGUGUGUUAACACAGGCUUGCUUGCCUUGAAUAAUGUUAUCCGUGCCCUCUCUGACUCACGUCGAACUUGUCGCAUUGGUGCACAUGUACCAUACCGUGAUGCUAAAAUUACCCGCCUGCUCCGUGAUUCUUUGGGAGGUAAUGCCCAUACUGUGAUGAUGGUAUGUGUAAGCCCCUCCCAACACAGUGUUGCUGAGACUCUGAGUGUUUUACAGUAUGCUGCCAGGGCAUGUCGUAUUCAAAACCAUCCCAAAGUAACAUGCUCUCAGACAGAGGCUACGUCAUGUCCGACAACAUGGCAUUCAGGUGAGGCUCAUCUCAGGGAGCUGCUGUUAGAAAUACAGACUCUCCAAGAGCUGCUGAAAGAAAAAGAAAGAGAGUUAGAAAGAGAGAAAAAAUGGAGAGGAGAUGGAGAAAAGGGGGACAGGUUGUUUCACACAGAUCACAACAUCAGCCAAGAUGAAUCAUCGCAAUACCGCCUUUUGGCACAGGAAGCUGCAUUCCUGCUUGAAGAUGUCUGUGGACCCUCUCCAAGUCAGUCUUUCAGGGAGCGACUGCAAGUUUGGAAGGAAAGACUAAUAGCUGUCAAUCACUCACUCAAAACUAACCUUGAUGUUGGGUCAGAGGAAGCGGGAGAGCAUUCCCACCAUGAUGUCAUAUUCCAGCUCCGACAGGAACUCGCAAAAUGCCAGAGAAUUUUGGAACAGAAGGAUGCAGAGCUUAGACAGGUACAAAAAGAAUUACAGGAACAUCUUCAAGAAAGUAAAGCCUUAGAAGAACAAAAGGAACGCACCCGCAUACAGAAUGAACACCUUGUGGACCAGCAGAUUGUGAUUGAUCGUCUUCGCGGCAACCUCAUGACCUUUAGGGGUACAACUUCAGGGGCAAGAGAAGAAGCAUGUGCCUCUGGGAACACAGGCGGGAGACCUCACAGUGUUCCUCUGAUCAGCCACACCUGUGGAUAUGGGCGUACCAGGAAGAUCCACACCAGUCCUCCCACCUUUUCAUUGGAGAGAGUGAUGGCAGCCUUUAAGAUCCGCCAUCAUCUUUUGCUGGCUGAGCUUGAGGAGAAGGAUCAAAUGUACUGUCCAUUCAUAAAACAACAGGAGGAGAGCAAAGACAAAGGUCAAGAAAAGGAAGAAGUGGAAGACACCUUUAAAGUCAAUAUGGGAUUUAGUCGUGCUUUGAACCGCACAUGGACCAUCCGGCAGAUGAACUCACUUCAGAAACAGAACAACACUGGAUUGGACUACACUGCAAUCCCACAAGUCACAGAGUCCAAGGAACACCAUGUUAAGCCGUCCCAUACAUUGAAGGCAGGAGUGAGAGCUAGUGUCACUCAGAAGACUAUCCAGGCAUUGUCAGUCAAUAUGCGCAUGAAGAAAGAGCUCAUCAGUGACCUUAUCGAAACUGAUAAAGAAAUGCAGCCAUUAUUUAGGUGUAGUGGGCCCAGUGAUGGUGGCAGAGAAACUGAUGUGUUGGGAAGGCUGUCUGUGCAAAACCACCAGCUCCGCUCAGAGGUGUUUUGCAGCCUGCAGGACAUGAGACUGCAAAAAGCAAAGUUGCAGACCAGCAUCAGAAAUAAGAGAGAGAUGACUGAAGUGACUCAGCAACUGGUCAAAAGUGAGGAACAAGGAUUGGAUGUUUCGACUACCUGUAAAAGCAAACAUAAGGAUAAUCCAAAUGAAAAGGUGCAGGCCAGCAGCUGGCUGGAGGAAAUGGAGGAACGGGUGCUGCAGCGGAGAACAGAGCUGCACGAGCUGGAGAAAGAGCUGAUGAGGCGAGAGGAGGUGCUGCUGCACAGGGAAGACUGUCUGCAACAAAAAACCAAAUUGGAGGCGAAGAGACUUCGUUCCAGCCAGGCUUUGAGUAAGGACCUCCUACAGGUGUCAGUGCUGUUGGAGUCUUUGGAGAAACAGUUGCAAAUUGGCAGCAGUCCACCUGAGACUGGAGAAGUCGCCUUGGAAGAACUGGAGAAAGAAAGAGACAUACUUAGGAAGAGGAGAAACAAACUGGAUGACCAGCUUAAAGAAAACAGAGUGCUUAGUGUGGAGGAGGAAAAUUCUCUGCUCCAGCUGGAGGAGGCUGUCGAAGCUCUGGGUGCUGCUUUGGAAUUUAAAAACCAGUAUAUCCAGAAAAAACAGAAAAAUCUGUCUGAGUCUUCCUGUCAGUCACCUGCCACUGCUGAUCUCUCUGACAUUGCCAGUAAACUACGAAGGCUGUCGCCACCAGAGGCCUCAGAGCUGCUUGUCAAAUAUUUCAAUAAGGUUGUUUGUCUUCGUGAGGUGCAGUGCAGUUUGCAGUUGCGUUGUGAAGAACUUGAGCUUCAUGUUGAAGAACAAGAGAUAGCGCUGAGGGACAUGGAGACUGCCGUACAGCAUCUGAGUCUGGCUGCAGACCGCAGGCUCACCCAGCAGCAACACGAUCACCAGACCAACAUCCAGCUACUGCUGCAGAAACUUCAAGAUGGUGGCUCAAAAGACACACAGCAGUCUGUCCAAGAAAAACUUCAGCAUCUGGAGAAAGAAUUGUUCUUCUACAGGAGCUCCACUCGUCAACUGAAAAAGCAGCUCAAGCUUCUGAGUGACUGGACGUGCACCGUCGAGCAAACCUCACACACACAGACACACCGUGUGCAGCCACACCACAAUACAGAUUUACCAGGGUCGUGCACUGAACAGACAAAGACACACAUUGCACCGACACAUUCAGUCAUUCUCUAUGAGAACAUGCAAAAAAACACACACAGCGGUCAGGCAAAAAUGAACCAAACAGAUGUUCAAAGCAUGACACACCAAAACUCCUGUCCUUCAUCAUGUGACCUCCAAACACACACAAAGGCACCAUCACACUUCCAGAUGACCACACAUCCACAGUCAGAGGGGAGAACAGACAGUGAGUCUGUCUGUACUGAGGAAGGCUGUGCCGUGACUCUUGUCCGCCUGUGUCGGAGAGACCUCAAAGAGAUCUCUUCAGCCAACCUGCACUUCUGUGAUUCUGCCUCUGGGAGGAGCCAGUCUGUCGUAGCUACCAGCACAGGGUCAAUCUUGGAUGACUCUCUAGAAGUACCCCAAACACAAAGAGGUGAUCCUUGUUCACAUUUAAGUUUUCAGUGAUUUAACAUAGAUGGUAGCACUUACUUACCUCACCGGCAGUGUCUUUAGCAGUUUCCAGCUGUAAGCUGAUAAAACAGAAAAAAUAUUUAUAGAUGUUGAAAAUUCUAAAGGUUUUCAAUUACACAUACCAUAAUUUUUAGUAUGUUAUGAAAUUAGAGCUACAAGAAUAAUAUGGCAAAAAGAUUCUGGGAAUAAAUUGAGGUAUCAGGGUUGUGAUGAUCAGUUUUAAUUUCUUUUUCGCUGGAUUGCAGAAACAUAA
Molecule: messenger RNA, 4192 nt
Organism: Thalassophryne amazonica
Lineage: Eukaryota; Metazoa; Chordata; Actinopteri; Batrachoidiformes; Batrachoididae
Product: kinesin-like protein KIF27
Exons: 15
Coding region: 16-3933 (1305 amino acids)
Biological process (GO): microtubule-based movement; mitotic spindle organization
Molecular function (GO): ATP binding; microtubule motor activity; microtubule binding
Source: RefSeq, a predicted model, not a curated record